Molecule: messenger RNA, 3267 nt
Organism: Candida albicans SC5314
Lineage: Eukaryota; Fungi; Ascomycota; Pichiomycetes; Serinales; Debaryomycetaceae
Exons: 1
Coding region: 1-3267 (1088 amino acids)
Cellular component (GO): cytoplasmic stress granule
Molecular function (GO): mRNA binding
Source: RefSeq, a predicted model, not a curated record
AUGUAUCAACAACCAAUGCACUUUAAUAUGCGUCGAUCUAUGGACAUACCGCCACCUUUACAUUUAUCAAAUCAAUCUGACAACGAGAUUCCAAGUCAAUAUACUCCGAUUACACCAUUUGACAUAAGUUAUGGCCAAUCUAUGAUACCAUCCAACUUGUUGAUGAACUCACCAUAUUUCACACCACCUCCAACGGCAAGUCAAUACUUCCCUCCCCAGUAUUCCCGAAACAGUUCUCGCACUGGUUCUCAAUCGUCGUCACCGCGAGGUACACAUUCAAAAUUGCGCUUAAACGGUAAUAAAGGAAUAAAUAAUAACCAUCAACACGAUAAUACCAGAAAAAUGCAUUAUAUAUCCUCGAUGGGUAAUGGUAAUCCAAAGAGCGCAGUGUCUAUGAAUCAAAUGGCUGAUCAACCAAGUUGCUCGAGAACGGUGAUUUUCAAAAAUAUAUCUGAAAACGUGUCGAUGCACGAGUUUUUGGAUGCAAUAGAUUUUGGCCCCAUAGAAUAUUGUAAAAUUUUUUCCAAACCAACACCAAGACUCACUAAGGAAAAGUAUCCUGAAUCUCCUGAUAGCAUGCAAAUAUGCUACGUUUCGUUCAGCAAUUACAAAAUUGCAUUGGCCUUCUCCUCUAAGUAUACACAAGACACCAAUCUUAUGGAGGGAUUAAAAGAAAAAUUGAAAAACUCAACCUACUUGAAAAUUCAGUUGAAUGAUACACAAGGGAAGCACAAAUCUACUUCCUAUUCCAAUCAAGAUUAUUUAAAGUUGAAGACGCUCAAUUAUAUUUUGGAGUUUAAUGCAACAAGAUGUUUAACUAUUUCGUUUAGUGCAGCCCAUGAGAUUCCAGAAAAUGUCGAAACUGAUUCCGCUCAUGAGAGUAUUAAAUCCUCAAUAUUGAAUCAUUGUGAAAAAUUUGGCCAAGUUGAAGAUUUUGUAUUUGACAUAAAAAGCAGUAAGGACAUUUGUGGUAAGGUUGUGGUACAUUUUUGCUCGAUCGACUCUGCAAUCAAAGCUUAUGAGAAUUUGUCAAAGAGAAUAAAUCAAAACUCACGUUAUGAUCGUAAGGAAAAUAGCCAUAGCGACACAACUAAUGCUUCUUCCACUAAGAGUUUUAAUAGUUUGAAUGAUAUCAGGUUUUCAGGGGUAGAGUUUGGUAAAGAUCGUUGUGACAAGAACGCCGUAUAUUCAGAAAGACCCGUCUUAUAUUCUUCAUCAUCGAAAAAUCAUAUUCAAUGCAUUCCAGAAGAUGAAGAGACAGGCACAGAAGAUCAAUCGAAAGACGUUUCGAAUUUGAAAGAAUUUAUCACCUCUCCUGAGAUUGAAAGAGUUCCUGGUACGUUAAACAUUGCUGACCCAAUAAGCCCAAAUUCCUCGGAUGUCGAUGGAGGAUCACCAAUGAAGUCUCCAAUAGUUAAUGGCGAGAGUGGUUUAGAGUCCCCAAGCUUAAGCAAUGCUGAUUACUCUGUGGCUUCAUUCAGUCCAAGAUUCCAUUCUUCAUUUCCUCAACCUCCUUAUUUACCAGGAAACUCCAUGAUGACAAACUCUAACGUAUCACUUGUGUCAUUGCCUGGACCUGAUCCACAAGCUUUUGGCAACAGAUCAAUAUAUUUAGGGAAUUUGCAUCCAAGUACUACUAUAGAAGAAAUCGCCAAUAACGUUAGAGCCGGCGGCUUAGUUGAGUCAAUUAAUUACCGACCAGAGAAACGAGUUUGUUUCAUUACUUUUAUUGACCCAAAUAUAGCUUACAAGUUCUUUAUGAGUCACCAGGUAUUACAUCAAUUAGUUAUUCAUGGCUAUGAAGUCACUGUUGGAUGGGCAAAUCAACCUAGUGGACCAUUACCACGUGACAUUGGAGUCGCUGUCAGUUCAGGUGCAACAAGAAAUGUAUAUAUUGGGAUCAAAACUGCUAAUAGUAGUGCUCUUGAUUCGUCUGAGAAAGUAACAAAAAUUCCAUUACCAUCAGAAAAAGAAUUGCGGGAAGAUUUUGGCAAGUUUGGUCCUUUGGAACAAAUCAAUUUCAUUCACAAUAGGGAAAGUGGGUUUAUGAAUUUUUUGCGUAUUGCAGAUGCAAUCAAAGUUGUUUCCAUUUUUGAACAUGGUGUUGCCAUUAGCAUGAAACGAUUAAAAAGAGUUUUUAAACUGGAAGAGGAAGCUGAAAAGUUCUAUAAUAGGUACAAAACUUAUAAAGUUAGUUUUGCUAAAGAUAGAUGUGGUAAUCCGCCAAAGUUUUCAUUUAAGAAACGAAGUACCGAUCAUCCAAACAUGUACCAACAGUAUGACCAUCAUUCAACUUCUAGUCUCAGACAUCUGCGAGGUAACCAAGAGUCUCAUUCCAGCGACAAAAAUAGUACAAAUGAAUAUAACAAGGAAGUGAUUGCACAAGAGGCAGCAAUGGUUUUUGGUAUUGUGAGCAAAACUAAUGCAGAUAGCCAGGGAAAUACAUCUACUGAAUUGUCAGAUGUACCAGAAACUAAAGAAGAAGAUGGUGAAGUACAUGAGUAUGCAGCACCAAAAAGUACCAAUACUCAAAAUGGAGAAAACACCGAUAAAGGUAAUAAACUGGAGGAUAUCAAAGAACAAAAAACAGAACGGAAUGGUGAUCAUAACAAAGAUAGAGAAGAAGAAAAUAAUGACGAGGAGGAAGAUGAUGAAGAUGAAGAUGACGACGACGAUUAUGACGAUGUAUCUAUAAUCAUUGGAUCUGAUGACACUGCAUCAUUUAACAAUAGUUUCAAUAAGGAAACAAAAGGAGAACAUAAAUCAUCAAGGUCAAGACCACGAUACCAAAAAAUAUAUCAUAAUAGUUAUUCUGAGCCAACAUUCAGAAGAAGUUCUUCAAAUUUGUCAAUAAAUGGUUCUAUGAAUUACAGCCAAGGACCAUAUAUGCAGCCACAACCUGUUUAUUUUUUGCCACAUCUUAGUCGUAACAAUUCUUCAUCUAGCUUUAUGUCUAGUAACAUGUACGGUCCACCAGGUAAUGCCCCACCACCUCAUCCUUACUUUGUUUCACCUCCCCAAUUUAUACCCCAACCCCAAGUUUGUUAUCCUCCAAUGAUGCAGGUCCCAAGUGGACAGGCAAACAAUCCUUAUUCAAGCUCUGGGUCUCAGGUUAUGGCACAAUAUUUGGCCAAAUCUCAACAGGAUAACAUGAUGUAUGGAAUGAUACCUAAUAAUGGUGAUACGUUUGAUAACUCAUUUGAUGAUAAUGGCCUGUACGCAAGCAGACGAAGUGCAGGUUCUUUUCGUCGUGGAUAUAAAAAAUGA